UAUCCCUUUUGCACAUUCCUGGUGGCUGCAGUCACCUUUAUUGUGUGGAAAUCAGACAAGCAGACUCCUGCCUGUCAGGGGAAAGCAUUCCAGCUGCUACCACACACCCAUGGUAAUGUGCCCUACCCCUCCUGCGCACACACCCCUGCCAUAUAUUUUGUGCUCUGCUUGCCCAUCUAUGGACCCAGGACCUGCAUAGCGGGUGAGGCCAGUUUUCUAGAUUUGUAUCCACUGUGAAAAUCUGAUGAAGGCGACAAGAUGUCCUACGAGCUGACUGAUCGACACAACAGGCAGGAGGACAUAAAAAAAGGACUUGAAUUCAUUCAGUCUUCAUUACCUUUUCUUGGCACCCAAAAAGAAUAUGAGAUUUUUGUGCAAAAGCUGGUUAGCAACCUGUACAAUGAGGGCAAUGACUUGUACAAAGAAGGACACAAGAAUGAUUCUGUCAACCAAUACUCUGAAGCGCUUAGCCUUGCUAACUAUGCCGCAUCUGAGGACAUUGUGAUCACUAGUGAGACACUAGAGAGGUUGCAUGUGAACCGUGCUGCAUGUUACCUGGCCAUGGGUUUACAUGAGGAUGCUUUAAGAGAUUGUGAAGAUGCUUUGCACAUAAAUGACAAAAAUCCGAAAACACUGUACUGCAAGUCUAAAGCCCUCUUUUUACUUGAGAAAUACAAAGAGGCUUAUGAGGCUGUGGCCAAGUGCUCCCUUAUUGCUCCAAAGGAUGAAAGUGUUGUAAAGUUAACCCAAGAACUAGCAAUGAAACUUGGACUGAAAAUUAGAAAAGCGUAUGUCAGGGCUCAGCCUGGUUCCCAAGGUACACACAUGGAUGCAACAGAGAAGACAGAUUGUGUGGCAAAUGAACUAGAACCCGAUUUGCCCGAAGUGGACGCCUUCUCUUCUCACAGUAUUAAAACUGAAAUAUUAAGAGAGCAAUCUCCCAUUCCGGUGUCAUCGGUCUCCCCUAAUGUGCUCCCUGAAGCUGUACCUGAAGUAGGGCUUUUCCCUUCAGCCCUUGUUAGCAAUGAAACAUCUGUUCUGUUUCCAGUGUCAAAUUUACGUGAUGAAAUUAUUGGAGAUGAACUGGAUCUCAUCCUCGAUUCUGUUCCAACAUCUAACAGUCUAUUGACUGGCAGUGCUUUACCUGGACCCAGCCGAAUUAAUGCUUUUACUAGUAUGAACCCUCUCAACGCUUUUCCUGGUUAUGCAAUACAGAAUACAUAUGCUCUUAUGAUGCCAGCCUUGGGUAGUUUUUCUUCUCACCUCUCCCUAUCAGGACACCAGAGAGAUGUAUCUGCAUUAGAUCACAUGAGUGGGACACCUAAAGCAAAGAUGUUGGAUGCAACAUUCCAAGUAAAUGAUUCAGCAUACUUUCUCCAAACUGAGAGCUCUACAGAUGUUUCUGCAUCUCAUAAGAAAGUUCCUUUUUCGGAAAGCUUUGUUAAUGGAGGGCCGGCGUCAAGUGCGAGCCUCCUGAAAAUGGUGAACCCGUUAGAAGAUACACAUGAGUUCAGGCAAGCCUGUCAGCUGUGUUUCACCAAAGCAGGAUCAAAAAUUCAAAGCUACAAUUACCAAGCCAAACUUGAACAUCAUUGCAAGAAGGACAUUUUUAUUGGGCGAAUGAAAAGCUCUACAGAUGAACUGUGGAAAAGAAUAAGACCCAGACCAACAAAGAAUCAAUAUGCGGGUCAAUACUAUAUUUGUAAAGAUGUUGCUCAAGGCAUGGAGUGCACAUACGCAGGAAACUGUACAUUUGCAUACUGCCAAGAAGAAAUUGAUGUGUGGGCUUUAGAAAGAAAGGGAACAUUCUGUAGGGAUACACUCUUUGGAGGCAGCAGAAAAGUCAAUCUAACAAUCCCUCAUCUACUGCAGGAGCACUCAGGACAUUUUGACUUUCUUUGUGAGAAAUGUUUUGACCACAAACCCAGAAUGAUUAGCCAGCGGAAUAAAGAAAAUCCAUUCACCUGCUCACAUUCUGUAUCUAAGCACAGUUUUGAAGAAAAUAAAUGCCUUGUUCACAUGUUCAAAGACACAGUUGUAAAGUACUGCAAGAUACGUCCUUUCAACAAUCUGCUUGUGCUUGAUCUUUGUCGUCAUGAGGUUCGCUAUGGCUGUUUAAGAGAAGAUGAAUGCUUCUAUGCUCAUAGCUUGGUGGAACUCAGGGUCUGGGUCAUACAGAACAAAACAGGAAUUGCAUUCGAAGAAAUUGUGCGAGAAUCUCAGAAAUAUUGGGUAAAUGAGUCCAGUGCACAUAAACCACAGCUUUUGAAUAUGCAGAAUCAUGAGCUUCCAAAUUUGAACAUUAAGUUUGUGUGUGGACAGUGUUGGAGAAAUGGCCAAGUCAUUGAAGCAGACAAAAACAGAAAAUAUUGUAGCGCAAAGGCAAGACACACAUGGACAAAGGACCGCCAGGUUGUGUUAGCAAUGUCCAAUGAGCGGAGUAGUGGAAGAAUUGCUAAGAAGUGGAUAUCUAUCAGACCUUGCCCUAUGAGAAAGCCAUUGCCAGCUCAGUUUGAGCUGUGUAAUCAUAUAACGAAUGGCAGAAAAUGCCAGUUUAUAGGAAAUUGUGCCUUUGCUCACAGCCAGGAGGAAAAAGAAAUAUGGACAUAUAUGAAGGAUUUAGGAAUUCAAGAUAUGGAUCAACUGUAUGAGAAAUUGAACAGUAAAAAGAUUGAGAGAGGAAAUGAAAUGUUCAAUCAAGCCAAUAAACAAGUUCACUUGCCCACUGACUAUGCAGAAACCACGCAGGUUGAUUUCCAUUGUUGGCUUUGUGGAAAGAACUGCAAUAGUGAACGUCAGUGGAAAAUGCACAUCUCAUCAGAAAAACAUAAAGAGAGGGUAUUCCACUCUGAGGAUGACCAGAAUAUCUGGCAGCACCGCUUCCCUACUGGAUCUUUCAGUGUGUGUAAAAGGUUCUUAUCUGGCUCCUGCCCUGAUGGAGAAAAAUGCAUAUUUGCCCAUGGAGAUGCUGAACUUCAAGAGUGGGAAGAAAGAAGUAAAGUUCUAAAUCAAAAACUUCUGAAAGCACGCAAAGAUCAGCUCAUUAGUGCAGAUGAUAAUGACUUUGGAAAAUAUAGUUUUUUGAUUAAUGCUUUCAAUUAAACAGCCAUUUAUCCUGCAAAGUAAAUUCUACAUGGAAACAAAUGCAAUAUGUUAAAAAAAAGCUCCUAAAAUUGUUAAAAAAGCAAUUUUAUGCUCUGAGUUGUUGUGUAGAGCUGUGCAUUAUUGAACGAGUCAGUAUCUUGCACUGAGAGGAUCACACUUAAUUUGAUAAAAAAAGCAGAGCCAAGGAGCAUUAUUCAGAGAGGUGCCUUAAGUAAACUUUUGCAGAAAGAUUACUUGUUAUAGUAAAAAGUUUAAUAUUAUAAACAACUUAAGGGGAGUGGUUUUGUUUUAUUUUUAUUUUUUUUCUGGAAUGUGUUUGAUCACCCAAUUGUAUACUUGCUCUACCAGCAGACAAUAUCGGUUACAGCUGUCCACCAACAUUUAUAUAUUCACUCUUUUAGGAGUGAAUGCUAUCAGAUAUUUUAAACCUGUGUUCAAUUUGAAUUCCCAAAUGAGUGUUGGACAUACAAUUUAAAAAAAAAAUCAUGAUUUCUGCCAACACAUGGUUGGGUAAUUACUAAGUGAAUUACUCUUUCAGUAAAAUAAACCCUACUGUGAAGUUGAACAGAAUAUUGUCAUUGGUACUUAAAUGCUUAAAUUUGACUUUUUUUUGUUUAGAUAGCAUAAAAUUUUACUUUCUCUCUAGCAGUAUAGCAAUGACUUCCUGCCACUAAAAUUAAGCCUACUGAAUAAAGUGAACAUAACCUGACCUAAAAUGUUUCAUAGGUAUCAACAAUGCUGGUGUCUGCUUUUAUUUCCCAAUGCCCUCACAAAGACAAAUUGAUUUAAAUGUGAUCACCAGUACUUGUGUUACCUGCACAUCCACACUGUUAAUACCUGAUCAGAUUAAGGUGCAUCUUCAGCACUCGGCCAUGGGGGACCCAUAAAUAUUCGCUAGUUUGGCUAGCAUAUGACAGAUACAAUGAAGGAAUGUAUACUGUUUUAGAUGGUCUCCUGCCAAAACUAAAUGUUGAAAUGGGUAGGCUCACAUGUUUCAAUCAUCACCCUGUAAAUCGGAGACAUAUCUUCUUCCCGUUUUUCUCUGCAUCUCACAGUUGAGGGGGAUCUGGUUGGGAACAGUUGUUUAUAUGCUUCAGAUAGCAGUUUACACAAUGUAUCAUGCCGUAACAAACCGUUCAAUAGAGGAGGGCCAAGCCACUAAUUCGGCCAUACUGAACUGGGAGAAAAAGGUGAUGGUGAUGGAAAAAAA
This is a messenger RNA of Rana temporaria (common frog), 4315 nucleotides long. It is a transcript of the gene ZC3H7A, whose product is annotated as zinc finger CCCH-type containing 7A. Gene Ontology annotation, molecular function: metal ion binding; protein binding; miRNA binding. The transcript has 23 exons. Bases 259 to 3102 code for a protein of 947 amino acids. Lineage: Eukaryota; Metazoa; Chordata; Amphibia; Anura; Ranidae. The record is from RefSeq and is a predicted model, not a curated record. Gene Ontology annotation, biological process: miRNA processing.